Messenger RNA from Blastomyces dermatitidis ER-3, 1275 nucleotides. RefSeq names its product MFS transporter. NCBI's taxonomy places the organism in Eukaryota, Fungi, Ascomycota, Eurotiomycetes, Onygenales, Ajellomycetaceae. The record is from RefSeq and is a predicted model, not a curated record. The transcript has 4 exons. The coding region runs from base 1 to 1275 and encodes 424 amino acids. Gene Ontology annotation, molecular function: transmembrane transporter activity. Gene Ontology annotation, biological process: transmembrane transport.
AUGACCGGAUCUCAACCACGCCGCGUCAGACAUUGGCAGAAAACGACAAAAAAUGUCCAGCAGGGCACCGAAGAUGGCGAGGCAGUCGGUACUGCAGUGCCAGCCACCGUCGAAGAAGAGACCCCAUCGCGUUCUAAACUCCGAACCCUCAUGAUUACCAUCGCGUUAUAUAUGGGUCAUGUUCAUCACCGCACUAGACCAGACAGUCGUUGCGACCGCAAUACCCACCAUCACCCACGACCUGCACUCCGCAGCGGGCUACACAUGGAUAGGCGGCGCCUACUUGCUCGCGAGCGUCCUGUCCUGAGCAUCGACAUGCCUAUGCUCAUCGCUGCACGGGCGCUGCUGGGAGUUGGAUCUGGAGGGCUCAUGCAGCAUGUUGCUGUGGCAAUUGCUGAUAUGUUCAGCUUGCGCGAUAGGUCCUUUUACUUUGGCAUCAUGGGCGCUUGGGGAUCUUUCUCGAUUCUCGCCGUGGUCAUCAUGAUUUUGCUCGGCCUCAAUCUCGGCGGAGCAACAUUCCCGUGGAGCGGCUCAACUGUUAUAUGUCUCCUGGUGUUUGGUUCGGCCUCAAUUGCACUGUUUCUGUAUAGUGAGUUGCGUCUUGCCAGAUACCCGCUCAUGCCGUUGAGCGCCUUUCAGCGAGUGUCUAACAUUUCUGUCAUCAUCGUGGCCUUUGGACAUAGCAUGGUAGCAACCGGCACCGAAUUCUACUUGCCUCUGUAUUUUCAGAGCGUCCAAGAAGCGUCACCGCUUCGCAGUGGUGUCCUACUUCUUCCUUAUGUCUUGGCGGCAGCAGCAGCUGACUUUGUCGGCGGACUCAUCAUCCAUCGGACCGGCAAAUAUUUGAUUCUCCUCCAGAUGGGUUGUGUGCUCAUGACGUUGGGUACUGGUCUCUACAUUCACUUCUGGACCCAUACGCCUCUCGGUCAAAUCAUCGGGUUCCAAAUCAUUGCAGCAGUAGGCAUGGCCCUUCUUUUCCAGACGCCCAUGCUGGCUGUGCAAAACUCAGUACAUAAAUCAGAUGUCGCGUCAGCUACAUCCACUUUGUCAUUUCUUUGCAGCUUAGCAUCUUUACUAGCUGUUGUUAUUGGGGGCUCCAUAUUCCAGAACAGCAUCAACACUAGAGCUUCCGCACUGGCAGCGGCUGGCCUCAGUGGAUCUCUGCAGAACAGCCUCAACAGAGGGAACACUGCUGCAAAUGUGGAGAUCAUCAGAAACAUCACCAACUCUACACAACUUGAAGCUGUGAAAGAAGCUUACACCUAUAGUACCUGA